This is a messenger RNA of Diospyros lotus (date-plum), 1208 nucleotides long. RefSeq lists its product as uncharacterized. The record is from RefSeq and is a predicted model, not a curated record. Bases 30 to 1091 code for a protein of 353 amino acids. The transcript has 2 exons. NCBI's taxonomy places the organism in Eukaryota, Viridiplantae, Streptophyta, Magnoliopsida, Ericales, Ebenaceae.
CUUUGCAGAGAAACUCAUUCCAGAGAGAGAUGGGGAAUCCCAGUUCAUCACAGCCUCAACCCAGAAUCCAACAUUUCAGCCAUGAACAUCCACUGCAGCUCUCAAACCACCAGCCACGGCAAACCCUAAACCUAGCUUCAUGUUCAUGCUGCAAGCUCCCAGUUUCCGCCGGAUCAUGGAUCUACAGCUGCCCCAAAUGCAGCUACUUCCUCCAUCUCAAUUGCUCCCAAACGCCUCUCAAAAUCAAGCACCCUUUCCACCCGAACCAUGACUUCUCUCUUCUUUGCUCUCCCACAUACCCCCAAGGCUUCUUCUACUGCGAUGCUUGCGGCAAGCGAGGCAAUGGCUUUUCCUACCACUGCAAAGCUUGCAGCCUUGACCUCCAUGUCCCGUGUGCUUCCAUGCCGUUGACAACCACUCAUCCAUGUCACCGCCACCAGCUCAACCUCAUCUUCUCUCCACGCCACUCUGCUCUGCCCUAUCGUUGUGAUAUUUGCAUGCAGUCAGGGUCCAAGCACUGGCUCUACCGCUGCGAUUUGUGUGACUUUGAUGCUCAUCUGGAUUGUGCAGCAACGAAACCAGCCGCUUCCGUUCACAAUCCAGUUCAUCAAACCCAGCAAUCUCAAGCACCACCAACCUUUAAUCCUGCGUUCCAGCUGGCUCCUGGGCCUCAGUUUCCAGCGAGACCGCCUUGGCAUCCUGGUGCUUUUGGAUCCAUGAAUAGCCAAAACUACCAAUUUAGCAACCCAGCGGUUCCCAGUUCUCCUAGUGUUCCCCACAAGCCAACGUGGGAGCAGCACUUUCACGCGAUAAUGGCGGAAAAUGCUCGCCGUGAUGCCGAACAAGCUCAACUUUUGCAGCAAAUGCAGGGUAAUGGCGGUAAUGGGAAUUAUUUGCAGUUAUUGCAGCAGAUGGCGGGUGGCGGAGGUGGCAGAAAUCCGGACUACACGCAGAUAUUGCAGCAGAUGGCGGGCGGCGGUGGUUCUUCUGAUUUCAGUUCUCUUUUGCAGGGCAGUGGUGGUUCUGUCGAUUUUAGUUCUCUCUUGCAGAACCUUGGCGGAAUUGGAAGUUUCCUAGGUUUUGGCUUCUGAAAGUGUGGAACACGAUCGAAGUCAGCGUCAACUCAAUCUUCACGACUUUGAGCCAAAGAUCUGACCAUAUCAACUGGGUCCAUCUCCAGCCGAUCAAGUGCACAGAACAACUUAAUA